Molecule: messenger RNA, 498 nt
Organism: Striga hermonthica
Lineage: Eukaryota; Viridiplantae; Streptophyta; Magnoliopsida; Lamiales; Orobanchaceae
Source: the annotation of a GenBank genome assembly
AUGGGGUCAGGGGAAAUAAGUCUCACGGCUUCACUGCAACCAGGGCUCGUGUACGAGACAGAAACCACCGACUAUAUCCAAUUCCUGUGCAACAUGGGCUACAGCACAUCUACAAUUAAACUCAUGGCGUCGAGUUAUAUUCCACACAACUUUUCUUGCCCUUGUGACUCGCAUCCUGAUUUUAUUUCUGAUAUGAACUAUCCUUCAAUAGCUAUUUCGGGCUUGGAAGCAGAUAAAACAAAGACGGUGAAAAGAAGCGUGACUAAUGUUGGAGAACGAUACUCGACCUACGAGGUAUUCGUCGAGGCUCCAGCUGGUUUGGAAGUUCAAGUGGUGCCAAGCAAACUACAGUUUACAGAACAUGUUAACAAACUAAGCUUUCAGGUGAGAUUUAAACUCACUACAACAUCAGAUCAUGAGAAACACUCAUUUGGUUCGAUUACGUGGGUUAACUUGAAGCACGAAGUUCGAAGCCCAUUUGUUGUGAGCUGGGCAUGA